Thelazia callipaeda (thelaziosis nematode) is the source of this 2085-nucleotide messenger RNA. Lineage: Eukaryota; Metazoa; Nematoda; Chromadorea; Rhabditida; Thelaziidae. The record is from the annotation of a GenBank genome assembly.
AUGCAAGUAAAAGAACCUCAAGCAUGCAAUCAGUCUUGUGCGUAUUUACGUCAAAUUUACGGAAGUAAGCCCGGAAACUGUCCAAACAGUACAGUUUCGGCUCCUUUCAAUGAAUGCUCAGCACUAUGUCAUAUGGAUGGCGACUGUGAGGAAACAAAAAAGUGUUGCAAAAUUGGUUGUAGCAGACAAUGUUUGAAGCCACGUGGAAAGGACGUUAAUCUUUUACCUAUUCCAACUGGAAUUAGUGUUCAAGAACGGAAAAGAAAACGAUCAGUAAUUGUGAGAUGGGUUAUGCAACAAAUGAGUAAAUCUCAAAUGAAUUCAAACGCUAAUCUUUACGUCGUGCAGUGGCGUUGGAGCUUGCAUAAAGAUGGUUUGCCAAUGAGUGAUUGGCAAACGAUAGUUGCUAGGAAUAAAAUGUAUGCAAUUCUAAAGCAUUUGCUCGCACCUGGAAGAUAUUACACUUUUCGAGUGGCUUCUGUAAACACAUAUGGUAGUUUAGGAUUCUCAAGAAGUAGUCAACCAUUCAAACUUUCUAAAGAGCCUCGAGCACCAGGACAACCUCGAGAUUUAUCUGUGAUUAGUUCAGAAAUGGACGAGAAAAAUUUAUGGAAACAAAGAAUCAAGUGGACUCCGCCACAUUCUGAAUUACCAAUAAAAAAUUAUGUUCUUUCAUGGCAAAGAUCAAGCACCAAGCAAGCAGUAGCAUAUGAAGAAUUGCUGAAAAGACGACAAUCAAAUGCAGAAAAGCCAGAGAAGCGCUCAACUUUAAGUGAUGAUGAUGAAGAAGGAGAAAAUGAAGAUAGUUUCAUGGAACAAGACCGAAUGUCUCUUGUAGUUCCUGCAUAUCAUUCAUACGCUGAUAUUAAUCCUCUUCAACCUUUAUCCGUUUAUCUUAUUGAAGUACGGAGUAUUUACGCAACAGUUGACUCAUCUGAUGGUGAACUACAUGGUGAAAAGGCUAUUAUUUAUGUGAGAACAAAAAGUAUCAGUGAUGUGCCGAGCAGUACAGUUAAAUACAAUGAUAGAGAUACUGGUACUACUGAUAAGACUAGCGCAGCAACAGCCAUGAUACAGUAUGCAAGGAACGAACAGAAGUCAUUCUAUCAUGAGCUUAAAAGUAAAGAAUUGAAUAAUGGUAAAAAGGAUGUUAAGCUGGCUAGUCUUGAUGUCAGAAUACCAUACUACGAUGAUGGGAAUUUGAAAACGGUAGUGAGUUGGUUCAAUAGUGAUUUAUGUUUGGCGGGAAAUACUGCAUACACUGUGAGAUGGCGUUUAUUAACGUGUCGAACAAAAAGCAGUAAACGUUUAACUUAUUAUGACUUGGACCCAUCAGGCGAGGACUGGGCUGAAAUGCAAGUUAAUGAAUGUGUAGCGGUACUAGAAGACCUUGAUUUUAUCUGUUCAUAUUACGUUCAACUUAUCAAUGGUACCAAAGAUAAACCGGUAAUUGCCAGAGGUUUUUUCGAGACUCAAAGUUGCUCAGACACACCGUCAACAAGCGCAUUAACAUGUGAGGAUCAACGAUCAUCAGAUUUGCUUUCCUGUAUUGUCAAUUCCAAAAAUAAUUCUGCUAGCUGUAGUUGGGAGGCGGAAAAAAGUGAGAAUGAACCUGUUGGUUACAGAAUUGUUCUUAGUGCCUCGACAACAAAUGACAAUCAAAUUGUGAUCAGGCCACCUCAAGUUACUACUGUUCAGUUUGACAAACUGGAAGAAAAUCGAGAUUAUUUUGUACAUAUUCAAACAAUUACAAGCAAUGGCCUUGGCAAAACGUUGAUAAGUUCGUUUCGAAUUAACGGACGCAAUUACUCAGAAAAUUCUUCAGUGGAAAGUUUCCCAAGUUCAAGUCUAAAUCGUAGUAUAUUAUUAGUAAGGAAAAGCAAUCAGCCUACAAGAAAUACGCUUCUACAAUCUUCUUCAACAAAGCAAAGCGACGGGUCACUAUACAAUAACGAAAGGUUUCCAGGUGCAGCUGUUUUAGAAUUACCUCUUGAAAGUGCUACUGCAAAUAUUAUCACUUUGACACCUUUACUUCUCAUGUCUGUAAAUGCAAUGACAGCAAGUUUGUUUGCUAACUUGUUAUGA